This is a messenger RNA of Linum trigynum, 1787 nucleotides long. Lineage: Eukaryota; Viridiplantae; Streptophyta; Magnoliopsida; Malpighiales; Linaceae. The record is from the annotation of a GenBank genome assembly.
CCUCGCCUUCUGCUUGUUUGUUAGUGAUAGUCCGUAGCCGGGAAAACCCAAAUGGAGACGACUUAGCAAAAACCACCGGCGAAGGCGAAAUUCAGCAGUGCUCUGCAAGAGAAAAGCUAGCAAAGAAACACUUGCUCUGCAAUCUUGACGGUUACUUGGAUCAAAUGGCGUCGUCGUCUUCUUCUCCCGCCUCCUCUUCCCAUCCGCCGCCCAUUCCUCCGGUUCCGAACGCCGGCGGUGGAAUCCUAGAUCACGAUGCUCAAUUCCCGCCGCUUCCGGUUCUAGUCGUCACCGAGCCUUCUCAACUUCCAGUUGAGUUCCUCAACCCGUCGCCGGACCAUGAACUCGUCGUCGGCUUUGAUUGUGAAGGCGUUGAUCUCUGUCGCACCGGAAAACUAUGCAUUAUGCAGCUUGCGUUUCCAGAUAUCAUCUACAUUGUUGAUGCUAUUGACGGAGGGAAGGCAGUUAUGGAAGCUUGUAAGCCUGCACUGGAGUCGAGUCACGUCACGAAAGUAAUCCAUGAUUGUAAAAGAGACAGCGAGGCACUGUACUUUCAAUUUGGCAUUAAACUGCAUAACGUCAUUGACACUCAGAUUGCUUUUUCACUGAUAGAGGAGCAAGAAGGACGGCACAGAGCACCAGAUGACUACAUAUCGCUUGUUAGCCUGAUUGCUGAUGCAGACUAUUGUGGUGUAGAAUAUGCGGAGAAGGAAGAGGUUCGUGUUCUUCUUCGGCAGGACCCUAAGUUCUGGGAGUACAGACCACUUUCUGAGAUGAUGACACGUGCAGCUUCCGAUGAUGUCCGCUUCCUCCUCCACAUCUAUCAGAAGAUGAAGGAGAGACUGAAUGAAAGAUCGCUAUGGUGCCUCUCUGUUCGUGGUCAACUUUACUGCCGGUGUUUCUGCGUCAAUGACAAUGACUAUGCUGAUUGGCCACCACUCCCUGUGCUUCCAGAGAGAGAUGAAGGAAAUAAUGAUGGCCCUGAGGAACAAAUCCUCACUGUUGUCAAUGUUCCACCUGGGCAAAUGGGACUUGUAAUUGGAAAAGGUGGAUCUACAAUUCGGUUCAUAAAGGAAUCCUGCAAUGCCGAAAUUUUCAUGGGAGGAUCAAGGGGUCCACCUGAUAAGGUUUUCGUAAUUGGAUCCGUGAGAGAAGUGAUGAAAGGAGCAGCAAUUGUGAGGGGAAGGCUGAUCACCUUCUGAUUCGUUAAACUGACAUGCUCGCUUCAUCUUUGUAAUAACCCCAUUGUGAGUUCUCCCAACUCUUACUACUACUCACUUCCAUUUGCUUGAUUUAACCUGUCUCCUCAUUUUACUACCGAGUGCUCACUUUGGCCAUCUUUUUCUUAUUUUCUUACAGCUUGCUAACCGAUCAUACUCUGUCAGCAAACAACGAUUUCCAGCCCUCAAAACUUGGCUGGAACACAAAGUCUUGGCUCUGAUCUUGGCUUUGAAGGAAUACCAUACUUGCUGUACCAUUUUCUGUUUGGGCACACCAUGGUAUCAGCAGUUUUUUUUUCCUUCUUUUUUCUGAUGCAAGUGUUAACUAGGAGAAACAAACUGUGGCUGAACGGAUUUCUAAGCCUCUAGCUAUCUGCAUUCUUCAGUGGUAUGAUUGAAGGCCUGUCUCUGAGAGUUUUGGGAUUCAAACUAUAUCCAGUGCAAGUUACGACACUACUUGUACUGUAGAUCAAGAACCAACCGACGAUGGCCUCACGGUUUAUUCGAAAUUGAUUUGAUAGUUGGAUGCAGAAUCCUCGCAUGUUUCAAUAAAGCUUUACAAAUCUC